AUGUUCAGAGUAGGACGCAAGAUUCACCAGGUGUGUCCACAGCCAGAAGUCAAGCAGCGGCACUUGCAGACAUUGUCGACUCAGACCAGUUGCCGCGAUAACUUUUACUGGAUACUUUGCGAGGGCUCGCCCAACUCGAUGCCCUGCGUCGACUUGACUCCAUCGUUGCAAGAAGUCGUUGUCAAGACAUUCGAGCUCCAGUCAAAGUCCAAGACGGACCUCACCAAGCAGCUCGAGGAGCUCAAGACGGAGCUGCUCAACCUCCGCGUCCAGAAGGUCGCCGGUGGUUCGUCGAGCAAGAUCCUGCGCAUCAACUCGCUGCGCAAGGACAUCGCCCGCGUGCUCACGGUCAUGAACCAGAAGCAGCGUGCCAACCUGCGCGAGUUCUACAAGGGCAAGAGCCAGAUCCCCCUCGACCUGCGUGCCAAGAAGACCCGUGCUAUCCGCCGCAAGCUCAACCAGCACGAGCGCACGCGCAUCACCGAGCGUCAGCACAAGCGUGAGAUCCACUUUGCCAACCGCAAGUACGUUCUCAAGGCAUAA
This is a messenger RNA of Pseudozyma hubeiensis SY62, 543 nucleotides long. Its product is annotated as 60S ribosomal protein L35. The transcript has 3 exons. Gene Ontology annotation, molecular function: structural constituent of ribosome; mRNA binding. Bases 1 to 543 code for a protein of 180 amino acids. Gene Ontology annotation, cellular component: cytosolic large ribosomal subunit; ribosome. Lineage: Eukaryota; Fungi; Basidiomycota; Ustilaginomycetes; Ustilaginales; Ustilaginaceae. Gene Ontology annotation, biological process: maturation of LSU-rRNA from tricistronic rRNA transcript (SSU-rRNA, 5.8S rRNA, LSU-rRNA); translation. The record is from RefSeq and is a predicted model, not a curated record.